Vespula pensylvanica (western yellowjacket) is the source of this 11381-nucleotide messenger RNA. RefSeq names its product potassium channel subfamily T member 2 (gene SLO2). Gene Ontology annotation, biological process: potassium ion transport. Lineage: Eukaryota; Metazoa; Arthropoda; Insecta; Hymenoptera; Vespidae. Bases 1802 to 6874 code for a protein of 1690 amino acids. Gene Ontology annotation, molecular function: intracellular sodium-activated potassium channel activity. The transcript has 25 exons. The record is from RefSeq and is a predicted model, not a curated record. Gene Ontology annotation, cellular component: membrane.
AGAGAGAGAAGGGAAGGGUAGAUAGGAAGGUAGGAGGUAGUGAGAAGGGUGGUGUGCGCGGGAGACGAGAUUCAACCACGAGAGAAAACCUCUACGAUGUACCGCAGUACGGGGUAGUGAGUCAGACUGUCUCGUGGUGAUGUGAAAAAGCGAGCAUCCAUCAAGAAACACGGCUAGUGGCGAACGAGCACGACAAACAACGCGUUUCGUGACAAAUAUAGGCUUUAAGAUUUGAUCGAAUACAAGGAUGUCCCUCGAAUUCCGCCAUUUCGAAACUCGUGAAAUCCGAGUGUCAGUCGUGGAUACAAGGAAGCAAGUUUCUCAGUAUUGUUGGCAUUGACGUCGAGUGCGGACCGGUGAAAACCGCAAGAGGAUCAAUUGCAAGCGUCACAAGCGUCUUAAUCGGCCAUGAUCGUUCUACGAAAAUGAUCUCCAUAGUGUCUGGAAAGCGCGCGCGCGCGUGCGGUAUCAUCAAUUUCUCCUCACCAAGCAAAAAAAGCGCGAAUUCCAAUGCGAACAAAACGAAAAUCGAUGAAUGAAAAAUUCUUCUCACGAUCGAAAGUAUAAAAAUCAUUCGAUGUAUCUCCGAGACGGAGGACAAGAACAGAUUUUCUGGAAUAUUUUCUGGAAAUAACGUCGAAAAGACGUUCACGAUUGGAACAAUGAUUUUGACGAUCGAAAUAGAAAAAAUCUAUUAAACGUUCGAUGUAUUGUUAAUUCGAUUUUGGAUAUACACGAAUAUUUAACACGAAUAUCAGCUGAAUAAGAUUUGUCAAGAGAAAACUGGCUCGUUUUAUAAUUACGCAAAAUUUGUUGAUAUUGUUUUUAUUGAUUAUAGAGAAAGAGAUAUACUAUAGAUACAUAUACAUAUAUAUAUUGGUAUAUAUCUAUAUAUAUGUAUAGAUUGCGUUGACGAUCGAGACAGUCAUCGUCGAACGACGACGUCUACUUUUUAAAGAAUUUCCACACUUUCCUACAUACAAUUACGAUGGUAAUUCGCUUUAUCUAAUCGUUGAAACGAAAUAUUGAAGAAAGUUGUUGUUGAAACCGGGCAUCAUCGUGUUACUUUGUUACGUGCCUGAUCAUUCUCGUUAAAAUUCGUAUGUUCGUUGAACUUUAAAAAAAAUGAUCGAAGACGAUCGUGGAAUUUUACGUCGGCUUACGUCGUUCUGUAAUCGUAAGAUUCGUUCGAAAAUUACUACACGUAGGAGGUUACGAUUCAGAUUCUGAAGCUACUUCAUGAAUGUUAAGAUAAAUAUUUAACGAAGAUAGAAAAAAAAAAGAAAUAUUAGUAACGCUGUAGAAGUAACGAGACAAGAAACUGUAAUAAAUAUAAAUGAGAUCGUUAACACUUUUCUCCGUUGUUAUCUUUUCCAAAAGAUCGAUGAAAGUUAUUUUCACAAAUUGAAAAUUCCUGUAAGAAUCGUAAGAAGAUACCUACUUUUCAUGCAAAUUGGAUAGAAUAUUCCGUAACAAAUAGUAGUGAGAUACGAGCUGGAAUGAUGUAUCUCUCUUUCUCUCUUUCUCUUUCUCAAUAUUUUUCAGACGAUUAGUAUCUAAAAGAGUAAGAGACAAAAAGGGAAGAAAGUGAAGUAAGAAAAAAAAAGAAACAAAAAAGAAAUAAAAAGAUAGAAGAGAGAAUAAGAGGAUAUCGAAAAGACUUAAAAAUAAAAAAUAUAUAUAUAUACCAAGGAAGAGGAAAAAUAAAAGUAUAGGUGCUUGUCGAAGAAAAGCUCAUCGAAAUUCCGGUUGUACGGAGAUUCAUCAUGAAAGGAAGCGCUACGUGCGAUCGAUGUAAUCGAUGCCCGGAUCAAAGAGCAAAGUGGACAAGCAGAAGCGAGGAGCGCCUAAGAUCGAGAUAUCUGUCACGGGGUUAUCGAACGAGGAGAGCAAAGUGAGGUUGUCAGGCAGGAAACAAAAGAAAAAAGAGGAAGAGGAGAAUCGAUCGAACGAAUCAGCGAUCGGACAAAUUCUUGGACUUCUGAAAAAGCGUCGAAAACCUCGGGAUCCUCUUCCGGGUGCGAACGCAUCCUCUACGGUGCCCUUGCUCGAAAUGGGUGCUCGUGGAUGGGAUUACGAGGCCUUGCCGGAAUUACAUACUUCAACAGCAGUUACGCCAACGUCGACGCCUCCAAAUGCUCAACAAAAGUCCCACCCACCUAGGGUUUACUUCCAAGCUGAAAAUCUGGCUACUACUAGAAGACGAAGUAGUUCAAGAUUACUUGCCCCACAGACAUCAUGUAGAAGACGAAGUCGAAGCAUGAGCGCGUGGAGCGAUCUAUCAAGGUCAUCUUUCAGAUUGGACGAAAGAGUUCGCGUCGAGUACUACGUUAACGAGAAUACCUUCAAGGAACGACUUCAGUUGUAUUUCAUCAAGAACCAACGUUCGAGUUUAAGGAUACGACUUGCCAAUCUUUUCUUUAAACUCCUGACAUGUUUCCUCUACAUAUUCAGAGUUAUAAUCGACAACGAUCCAACUUUUGCAGCAUGUUACGGAUGUACGCCCGGAAACAAAACGGAGUUUCUUGCAUCCCAGAAUCUCACCGAAGAAGAAUUUCAGGAGCAUCCAACCAUCAACUGGGACGCGAUCCUAUGGGUAAGAAGACCUUUGGAGCUUUGGAUAGUACAGGUGAUCCUGGCGAUGGUAUCGCUCACAGAAGCUUUACUACUUGCUUAUCUUGGGUACAAGGGUAACGUCUGGCAGCAGCUUCUAUCGUUCCACUUCAUAUUGGAGUUAGUCAACACUAUACCUUUCACGAUUACGUUACUAUAUCCACCUAUGCGAAAUCUUUUCAUCCCGGUGUUCUUAAACUGUUGGUUGGCCAAACAUUCAUUGGAGAAUAUGUUUAAUGAUUUGCAUAGAGCCAUGCAAAAAUCUCAGUCGGCUUUGAGUCAACAGCUUAUGAUCCUUAGUGCAACGUUACUGUGCCUUGUCUUUACUAGCGUAUGCGGAAUCCAACAUUUUCAAAGGGCAGGGCACAGGCACUUGAAUCUGUUUCAGAGCACGUAUUUCGUCGUCGUAACAUUUUCUACAGUAGGUUACGGAGACUUCGUGCCCGAUAUUUGGCCCUCGCAGCUUUAUAUGGUUAUUAUGAUCUGCGUCGCUCUCAUAGUAUUACCAACACAGUUCGAACAGCUGGCUUUUACCUGGAUGGAACGACAAAAGUUGGGUGGCUCUUAUUCGUCUCACAGGGCGCAAAGCGAAAAACACGUAGUCGUUUGCAGUACGACGUUACACGCUGACACCAUCAUGGAUUUCUUAAAUGAAUUCUACGCUCAUCCCUUAUUGCAGGAUUAUUACGUCGUUCUCCUAUCCCCGAUGGAACUCGACACGACGAUGAGAAUGAUCCUACAGGUGCCGAUCUGGGCGCAAAGAGUGAUUUAUAUUCAGGGAUCCUGUCUGAAAGACGGCGACCUAGCAAGAGCUAGGAUGAACGAGGCGGAAGCUUGUUUCGUCCUUGCUGCGCGAAAUUACGCUGACAAAACGGCUGCCGACGAGCACACGAUACUAAGGUCGUGGGCGGUAAAGGAUUUCGCUCCGAACGUCCCACAGUACGUUCAGAUUUUCCGUCCAGAGAACAAGCUCCACGUGAAAUUCGCGGAACACGUUGUUUGCGAGGACGAGUUCAAGUACGCUCUUUUAGCGAAUAAUUGUACGUGUCCUGGCGCAUCGACCUUGGUCACGCUCCUGCUACAUACCUCGAGAGGACAGGAGGGGCAACAGUCGCAAGAGGAAUGGCACAGACUAUACGGCAAAUGUUCCGGCAACGAGAUUUACCAUAUAAUCCUCGGAGAUUCACGAUUCUUUGGGGAAUACGAGGGCAAGUCCUUCACUUACGCAUCCUUUCACAGCCACCGGAAAUACGGCGUUGCGUUGGUGGCCGUCAGACCCGCUGAACUUCCCGAAUUUUACGAAGACACCAUUCUCCUCAAUCCCGGUCCCAGGCACAUAAUGAAAAAGACAGAUACCUGCUACUAUAUGAGCAUUACGAAGGAAGAAAACUCAGCGUUCGUUGUAGCAAAUCAUCAAAGUAGUGGUGCCGAGCCUGCUCAAGUAGUCGUCGAGACGAAAACUGAUGCGACUUCUGGUAGUACAACGGGUAGUGGCUCAACAACGAAUACCAACGCAACGACGAACACAAUAACAACGACGAUAACUUCUUCGUGCAUAGCACCUACGACAACUACCACUACAACAACCACGAUGACCCUCACAAUGAGCUGCAGUACGCCAGGAACCGGUGGUUCAGCAGGAGGUGGAGGUGGUGGAGGAGGAGGAGGAGGAGGAGGAAGUGCUGGGAACGGUACUGCAAUGAGCCACGGUGCUGCCGAACAGCAUCGGCCAUUUUCCAACAGUUGUAACGUUGCUCUCAGCGAAACAUCCUCAAGGCAGGAUACCUGCACGGGGCCCCGAGGACAGCAGGCUCGUACCACGAACGGUACCACGCCCGCGAAUGCUCCCAGGGCCCCGUUACCGCCACAGGUUAUUUUGCAGGUCCUCCCUAGCACGCCCACACCACACCAACACCACCUACUCGCAUCCGAUGUCCACCCGACUUAUCUCGAUCCCGGAGGGUUAGGAGAUUCGAGACCGUAUUUAAAAGAAACUUGCUCUACUCCACAAACACCGAUUACGGGGAAUCACCUUGAUGUACCGCGUUCUCUCGAUCCUAAUCCAAAUCUUCUUAGUCCAGAAAUUCUCACUCAAAGAAGAGGAAGCAGAAGGCCGAGUAUCCUACCUGUGCCUGAUAUGUUAACGAGCUCAACCUUGCAUCUACCAGGGCAAGAAUCCUUGGAUCAUGAAGGAGAUGAAUCCGAGGACGAGAUGGACGACGAUGUUCCGUGGAGAUCACCGAGUGAAAAGAUAGCAUUCAAAGGGAUAGUCAAGGGUUUUCCACCGGUAUCGCCUUUUAUCGGAGUUUCUCCUACUUUGUGUUACCUUUUGAAGGAAAAGAAACCCCUUUGCUGUCUACAAUUAGCUCAGGUUUGCGAACACUGCACCUAUAGAAACGCUAAGGAAUAUAACUGGCAGAACAAAACAAUAAUUCUCGCCGCUGACUACGCCAGUAAUGGAAUUUACAACUUCAUAAUUCCUCUACGAGCACACUUCAGGUCGAAAACAUCGCUAAAUCCUAUCAUUCUCCUUCUCGAAAGAAGACCAGAAAUCGCCUUUUUGGACGCAGUAUCAUAUUUUCCCCUCGUGUAUUGGAUGCUGGGAUCCAUCGAUUGUUUGGAUGAUCUCCUUCGUGCUGGCAUCACUUUAGCGGAAAAUGUCGUCGUUGUGAACAAGGAACUGAGCAAUUCCGCAGAGGAAGAUACUUUGGCCGAUUGCAAUACCAUCGUCGCGGUUCAAACGAUGUUCAAAUUCUUUCCAAGCAUAAAGAGCAUAACAGAAUUGUCCCAAUCGAGCAACAUGCGUUUCAUGCAGUUUCGGGCACAUGACAAAUAUGCUCUUCAUCUCAGCAAAAUGGAAAAGGUACUCCUCAGUGCUACUUCCGGUGACAACUACCACAAUGAGCCUCCGAUGGGCUCUCCGAGAGAAAAGGAAAGGGGAUCUCACAUAUCGUAUAUGUUCCGGUUGCCAUUUGCCGCUGGUAGUGUCUUCAGCGCCUCAAUGCUCGACACGCUCCUCUAUCAAGCUUUUGUCAAGGAUUAUGUAAUAACAUUUGUAAGAUUGCUGCUUGGGGUCGAUCAGGCCCCUGGAUCUGGAUUUCUAACGUCGAUGAGAAUAACAAAGGACGACAUGUGGAUACGAACCUACGGCAGAUUAUACCAAAAGCUUUGCUCAACUACCUGCGAGAUUCCAAUUGGUAUUUACAGAACGCAGGACACAACAGUAUCGGAUACUUCGCACGGCGACUCAGACGCAGAGAGCGACGCCGGCGUCGGCGUGACGUACAAGGUGCGUCAUUCGGCGGCAGCAUCAUGCCUUGCAAAUUGCUCCACCCGUGACAAGGGUACUUCAGCCUAUUCGGUGAGUCUCGGCGACGAGGCACGCGACAACCAUGCUCAACAGAUCGAGAGGGCUGAAAUCGCAAACCUGGUACGUUCGAGAAUGGAAUCACUGAACCUACCAGUUGCGGACUACGACGACGUCUCGGAGAAACGGAACAACCUGUCCUACGUUAUCAUCAAUCCGAGCUGCGACCUAAAACUGGAGGAGGGCGACAUAGUCUAUCUCGUGAGGCCAAGUCCGUUCUCAGCCCAGAAGACCUUCGAGCGUCACAACUCACGGCGUAAGAGCAACAUCAGCUUUUGCUCGGCUCAGCUAGUCUCGCAGAUGAACGCAACCGUCGCCUCGGCUGGAUUUACCGGUGGUCCGGGUAGCCGUCGAGGUUCAGCCAUAGGCUUGGCCAGAGCACCGCCAUUAGGUACCACCAAAUCGAACUCUUUGUCUCUUCCCGACAGUCCUACCGUUGCCGGUACGCUUCGAGGCCGUUCAAAUUCCCUGAGAGUCGUCGACGACAUUCUGUUGCGACGUAGCAACUCCUUGAGACAAGGACUGACGGUCUCAAGGAGGAAGAGCAGUCUAGAAGACAUCGGGCUGGGCGCUCUCUCGCAUCCCACCAAUCAUAAUCCUAUAAAGAUCGCGCUGAAUGGAUCCAUCGGUUUGGAAGUGACGCCACCCGAGGAAGGUUCUUUGGGUGGUGGUGGUGCUAGUAAUACGGGCAUACUCGACAUCGGUCUCCCAUCCAUGCCGAGUCUUGGCGUUGGAGUUGGAUUCGGACCGACGCUAGCUCCAGGACUCUGCAGUUCCUUGGGCGGCCUAUACGAUCCGUCUACUCUUCAGAGUCCUAUGGUGCAAUCACCUCAAUCGCCGCAAAUUCAAGCUGCCACGCAGGAUCCACAGCACAUACAGGGGACGAUAGUAUGAUAUAACCUUAUGUGGGGACGCAGACUCUCUGGCGUAGUGCGAAACAAAUGGCUCUAGCGUUCCCACAUUAGGUAUUAGAAUCGUACAUCGUUAGCGAGCGUAGCGUGCUUGCCCGUAAUGAACCGGUGGAAGCACCCGAUUCACUCAAACGGCUUGGAAUUGCGAUGGAAAAUGUGCAAACCGCAUUGCGACUUUUCCAUCGUCUUCCUAAUCCGAAUAGAACGUAGACGAACCCAAGUAGAUACUCCUAUGAUGCAGUAAUAUUUCCUUACAGUUACUCGAAGCGAAUUACAAACUGUGAUAUACUAUACUUUCGUAUACGUUGCAUUAUCUCGUUGGGACUAAUUUUUUAAUUCGACACAUUUUAUUACUCUUUUUUUUUGUUUGUUUUCUUAACAAACGAUAUUACGAUCAAAGAUGUAACUUCAUCUUUUCAUUAAAUAUUUGGUAUGUGUUCAGUAAAACAAGAUAUAUAUUCAUAAUUGUCGAAAGAAGACAUUUUUGUGAACGAUUUACUACUGUCAUCACAAACUAUAUACUUACAAACAGUUGUUUGCAUAGUAAUGUGAUUGGCGAAACGAGAUAUCUUUCUGUCAAUCGUAAAUGGUCAACGUGAUACGACGUUCAGAGCAAAUGAUAUAUAUAUAUAUAUAUAUAUAUAUAUAUAUAUAAUAUACAUAUAUAUGUGUGUCAGGCUCGUAACUAGAAAGAACCAAAGAAUAUUAACGUGAUUUAUUCAUUAUUUGAAAAGUUAAACCUUUCGAUCGGUGACAAAUAUCUAAUUUGGAAUUUCUUAAGUACAGCAAAGGGACUUGACGAAAGGGACUUGAUAUAUUCAACAAAUUAUUACUAAUUUUAUUAGAAGUGAUUUAUAGUUUUCCGUAUAUGCGAGAUAGUAAAUUCGAAAAAGAAAGAAAGAAAUCCGAAUUAGAUAGAUUUUACCUGAUCAAUUUGGUACAUUCUCGACUUCAAAAAACAAAGGAUAUUAACGUGAAUAUCCGCUUAGAGAAAUUCCAAAUAAUUUUAUACUAGGAGAAUUUACGGUGAGAGUAUACAAAAUACAAAAGAAUAUGUAUGUAUAUAUAUAUAUUCUACACAUAAGAACAUAUAUAUACAAAACAGAGUAUAUAUAUAUAUAUAAUUAUAAAUAUAAAAGAAUAUAUAUAUACAUAUAUAUAUAUGAUUAUAAAUAUAAAACUAUGACCAUUCUAAUCAUAUCAGUCAACAAUGACAUUCGAAAAAGUCAUCGUACUAUACGUAGGUAUAUUAAAACCAAAAAAACCGAGUAGAAGAGGCGUAGAUGCUUAAGAUACGUAAAAAUUAAAGUUUCAACAGGAUUCGGAAAGAUGCUUUUCAUUAGCAAAGUUUCUAUUUUCAAAUCUGAUCCGAAAUUGUACGAACGAUUCGAUCGAUAUGAAAGGAAAUUCAAUCCUAAUGUGAACAAUACAAAUGUUUCUUCAUCUCUUGUAUUAAUUCCAUAGUAAAUUAUAAUGCAUAUUGCAAAAUGAUAAAUUUUAUGGAUACUCAUCCAUAAAAAAUUAUUUAGCGUUAGCAAAAGGGCAAAGACGUUCCUGCUUUAUUUGGACAAUCCGUUUUAUUAGUUAUUUCGGAAUCCAUGCCAAUCCUGAAAUGUCUUAAGAGUCUAUUUUUUGACUUUUUCAGCGCCAAAUUCUCGGCGUUUCGAGCCAAAUGCGAUCGUUCGUUGACCAAUUUACACGUUUUUUCGACCAAAUCGUCAUCCUUCGCGUGAUACGUAUUUACAUAUUGCUUGGAAAUUGCUUUUACUAGCCCUGCCAUUAACGACGCUACGAUUUCAAUCAGUCGAAUUAGUUCGUCUCGUAUUUGCCUCAAAUGCGAUAAUUCUUACCAAUUACUAUUAUCAAUUUUAUUGUAUCUUACAGCAAGACGAAUUUCACAGGAAAAUCAAAAUAACUUAUUAAUGACCUUACUUUAUACAACUUUCUCUUUGUCUCUUUUUAAUGUCAUGCAUACAAUAGACAAUAUUUUAUCCUAGAGCAAUGAUCAUACUAAUUCCUAUAACAGAGGUAUGCACUUUGAAUUAUCGCAUUGUUUCAUGAAUCUUUGAUUAGUCAUCUUAUUGAAAGAAAAAAAUGUUCAACACUAUAGUUUUAUUAUUGGUAGAAUGCGAUCUUGGUUUCGAUCGGCGAACGAACUUUUAAUUUGAUAGAAAUCGGCGUUGAAGUAAUUUUAAAUAUUCUUGUAAGUCGUUUCCUCGAUCUCUUCUUAUAUUCGCUUUUCUCACAUUCGCUCGGUACAUUUUUCUCGUAAUAUAGAACGAAGAGUGUUGAUUAUUAAGAACAAAUAUGGAUUAUCUUCGUUAGAACGACGAAGACUCGGUAGCGUUUUGUAUAUAUAUAUAACGUAUAGGUAUAUAGCACAUGCGUGAGGUAUUUUUCAGUAGGAGGUAAUUUUCUAUGUCCUAAAUCAUAAAAGCUCGAAUAAAAAAAUUCGAGAAAUUCAUGCGACUUCAUCUUGACGUUAACGCGUUAAGAAAAUAUUCGCGGAGUCUCAUAUAUUUUUUCCGAAGAGCAUAUUUAAAAUAGUCGCCGAUGAGUACGAGGAAUCGAAAAAAAACUGUUUGAUGUUAUCGACCGGACGAAUUAAGGGUAUAAAAAGAUUUAACUCUAAAAUCUCUAUUGGAACUCAUUUGAGUUAACAUUUAUUGUCGAUCGUUAACAGAGUACAAAUGAAAUAGUUAUUUUUCUUUUCUUUCCUCGCUCGAAUAAACAUUUAUCGCUUGACUACUCGCGCGUAGCUCGAUUUUCUCGGAAAAAAAUCGAUUGUCAUGUUUUACCUUCUACUUCUCGAUACUUACAUUGAUUUAAAAUAGAUAUAAAUCUUUUUAAAGAAUUAUUACGAUCGACCUCUCGGUAUGCAAAAACAGAAAAAUGACGAGCGAACGACGAUAUCGAAUAUUUUACUUCCCUCUAGAAAGUGUAGAGAUUAUUAUGGAGGAAUAACUGAGUACUGAAAAAAUAAAUUACAAAAUUUGUCCGCAUACCAUAAUUCGUUGUCACGGUAGCGAUACGAGUGGUAGUUCAAAGAUGUAUAUAGUUGGUUAUAUAUCUAGACGAUAGGAUCAUCUUACAAACAUAUGACCUGAAUCUUCGUAGUUUAAUUGGUACGAAUAGUUGAAAGAAUUUUAUGCUGUGGAGGACGACCGCCCAAACGAUGUCCUGAAUGGGGAAACUUCGAAUGUGUUUUUUCUAGUAAUUUAUAACUUAAGUAAUUCAAAUGUAUACAAAAUUAUAAAGAAAGAAGAGAAGGUAUUAUCGCUUGUUCUAAUAAGCUCGAUGUCUUCGUAUACUUACAAUAUUCAUCCUAAGAUAAAUCUUAACAUUUUAUGAUAAAAAAUAAAAUAUAUUCAACAAAGAUGAAUGUAGCUAUACGAAGAUAGUCCAAGAUUGGUAAAAUGUGAUGAUUCCUUAUUUAGGACAAAUUUAACCCUUAAAAGCUCUAAUGACAAAAAUCGCGUUAAUGCUAUUUAUUAUAUUUAUAUAUAUUUUUUAAAUGUCAUCGAAGUAUAUUAUUUGUUAUUUUAUAAAGUUAAUAUCAAUCAAAAACAAAAACAAAUGCAAUUGUUUUUAUUAUCAUCUAAUAUUAGAUGAAAAUCAUCUAAAGUAAUUUGUGCAGCGUUUGCCGUGAUACAUAGCCAUGAUUACGGCAAACAAAUAUUUUUUUUUGCACUUUGUGCAUUUACUCCAUACUUCUUUUCUUCUUGAAGUAAAACUUUAGCCAUUAUAGACUUUAAGGGUUAAACGAAAUAUUUUCAAUCUCAUCGGAUGGUCGACUAUACGUUUAUGAACGGCUGAUGACCAAUUUCUAUUUCUUAGCCUUUUUGCAUUUGUUCAUUUCUUCUCGAUCUAACGAUACGAUCUUUGCCAAAAUGUGGAAAACAAGUUCGCGUCUUGUGAACAACGAUAUCGCGACUUUCUAUUUAACGAAAAAAUCAUCAGAAUCGAAGCACAAAUUUCUCACAAUUUCUAAUACUUAGUCCGUGUAUAAUAUUUGUAAAUUCUAUUGUAUUACAUUUUCAUUUACCGAAUCUCAGAAGUACUCUUGUAUCUCUUUUCUUUCGUAAGCAUGACAGACAAUUCUUUUCGCACUGAGCACUGCACAAAUUUUGUUCUCACUUCAAAAAAAAAAAAAAAAUAAUAAAAGAAAAGAAAAAGAGAGAGAGAGAGAGAGAGAGAGAGAGAGAGAGAGAGAGAGAGAGUAUAGAACAAAAGAAUCUGGCGUAUCUCGACGACCUUAUUUCGAACGCACGACUACUACAUAGACGAACAUGUUCUUACAAUUAGAAUUUAAGCAAUUAAGCAUUCCUCGACCAUUAACAAACAAGAUUGUAAACGGAUGUACGUAAUGUAAAAUAAUAAAUGGAAAAAAAAAACGGAGAAAGAAUGUAAACUAUAUAUAUACAUGCAAUGUGUUGCAACGCGAUGCGAGUGUAAAUUUAUUAUGAAUAAAUUAUUAUAAAGCAAAGGAA